Messenger RNA from Penicillium coprophilum, 1713 nucleotides. RefSeq names its product flavin-containing monooxygenase. NCBI's taxonomy places the organism in Eukaryota, Fungi, Ascomycota, Eurotiomycetes, Eurotiales, Aspergillaceae. The coding region runs from base 1 to 1713 and encodes 570 amino acids. Gene Ontology annotation, molecular function: NADP binding; N,N-dimethylaniline monooxygenase activity; flavin adenine dinucleotide binding. The record is from RefSeq and is a predicted model, not a curated record. The transcript is spliced from 4 exons.
AUGACUGUCACUCCUAUUGCCCUAACUGAGUCUCCUGCGGACCAGAAAGGGUUGAAAACCGAUUUGAGGGACUUCACCGCCAGGCGUGGCUUUGAUGGGCCUUACGCUGACAAUUUGGAUGUCGACGUCCUCAUUAUUGGAGGUGGUUUUGGUGGAACUUACAUGCUCUACCAGAUGCUAAAGGAAGGCUACAAUACUGUUUUGUAUGAUGCUGGAUCUGAGCUUGGUGGUGUCUGGCAUUUCAACGCAUACCCAGGAGCACGGACCGACACCGAAGUCCCAAUCUACGAGUUCUCUAUUCCAGAGGUCUACAACACCUGGAACUGGUCGACCAAUUAUCCUGAGUGGAGUGAAAUCCAGCGUUACUUCAGGCACGUGGAUCAGACCUUGAAUCUGUCCAAGCAUGCUGCCUUCCAGACAGUUGUGACCGGGUCGGUCUAUGACACCAAUGCCGCGAAAUGGAAUGUGACAACGGCCGACGGUCGUCGAGCCAAAGCAACCUUCCUCAUUGUCGCUGCGGGUUUUUCUUCCAAGCGCUACAUCCCGAACUUCAAGGGACUGGAUAAAUUCCAAGGAACUAUUCACCAUUCUUCCUUCUGGCCAGCCGAAGGUGUUGAAACUGCGGGAAAGCGAGUGGCAGUCAUUGGUUCAGGAGCAUCGGGUGUCCAAAUCGUGCAGGAACUAGGCCAAGAAGCCAAGAGCCUCUGUCUUUUCCACCGGACGCCCAACCUUGCGCUUCCCAUGCGUCGCAAGAUGCUCAGCCCCGAAAAGCAGAACCAAGCGAAAGACAAAUACGACCAUCUGUACGAUCUCCGAGAGCGUUGCUUUGGUGGCUUUGCCUAUGAGUGGGACGAGCGUAACACGCUCUCAAAUACCCCGGAAGAGCGCGAAAAAUUCUGGGAGUCGCUUUGGGAGCAAGGAGGCUUCCGAUUUUGGCUGGGAAAUUACAAAGAUUAUCUGUUUGAUAUCAAGGCCAACCGGGAGGUUUAUAACUUCUGGCGCAAGAAGCAGUCUUCGCGUGUGACCAACCCAAUCAAGAGAGCGGUUCUAUUCCCAGAGGAGCCACCGCACCCAUUUGGAGUCAAGCGUCCCUGUCUCGAACAGAACUUUUACGAGAUCAUUGACCUUGAUCACGUCGAGUUAGUCGAUGUUACCGAAGACGGCACGAUCGUUGAGUUUACAGAGAAGGGGCUUCGCACCAAAGAUCGUGAAUACGAAUUCGACGUCAUUGCCCUCGCGACAGGCUUUGACGCUAACACUGGAGGCUUAACAAAUAUGGGUCUUGAGAGUAUCCAUGGCACUAAGCUCAAGGAUGAGUGGAAAGAUGGAGUCCACACCUACUUAGGUACUACGAUCAGUGGUUAUCCUAAUAUGUUCCAAAUUUAUGGACCCCAAGGUCCCACUUUGCUUUGCAAUGGACCUACUGCUGUGGAAGUUCAGGUCCGAUGGGUACGGGAUGUCAUCAAGCAAAUUGGUCAGCAGGGAAUCAAAUACAUUGAUGCUCAAGUUGCAGCUCAAAAAUCCUGGAAAGCGCACAUCAAUGAGCUUAGCGAUCGGACGCUCUUCCCAACAGUCGCAAGUACAUACAUGGGAGGAAACAUCCCCGGGAAGGUGAAGGAACAAUUGAACUACACCGGUGGAAUUGCGGAUUACAAGCGUGAGAUUAGAAGCGCUCUGGAUUCGUGGGAGGGAUUCAACAUUGUCAAGCCAUGA